Messenger RNA from Trichoderma gamsii, 939 nucleotides. RefSeq names its product ADP,ATP carrier protein. Gene Ontology annotation, cellular component: mitochondrial inner membrane. NCBI's taxonomy places the organism in Eukaryota, Fungi, Ascomycota, Sordariomycetes, Hypocreales, Hypocreaceae. Gene Ontology annotation, biological process: mitochondrial ADP transmembrane transport; mitochondrial ATP transmembrane transport. Bases 1 to 939 code for a protein of 312 amino acids. Gene Ontology annotation, molecular function: ATP:ADP antiporter activity. The record is from RefSeq and is a predicted model, not a curated record. The transcript has a single exon.
AUGGCUCAUUCCGCUCAACAGCCAGAAAAAGCAUUGGGAUUGUCGCCCUUUGCACUUGACUUCCUCAUGGGAGGAGUGUCUGCUGCCAUUUCCAAGACCGCAGCGGCCCCCAUUGAACGAAUCAAGCUCCUUAUCCAGAACCAAGAUGAGAUGAUCAAAGCUGGUCGCUUGGAUCGAAGAUAUGGCGGCAUCGGGGAGUGUUUCAGACGUACAAUAGCCGAUGAAGGAUUUCUCAGUUUAUGGCGUGGCAAUACCGCCAAUGUAAUUCGAUAUUUCCCAACGCAAGCACUUAAUUUCGCUUUUCGCGACAAAUUCAAGAGGAUUUUUGGCUAUCAGAAAGAUCGUGAUGGAUAUUCCAUGUGGAUGGUGGGAAAUUUGGCAUCUGGAGGCCUUGCUGGAGCAACUGGGCAGCUCUUUGUGUACUCUCUCGACUACACGCGAACUCGGCUGGCGAAUGACGCAAAGAAGGGAGGGCAGCGCCAAUUCAGCGGUUUCAUCGACGUAUAUCGAAAGACAUUGGCAUCAGAUGGUAUCGUCGGUCUCUACCGCGGCUUCUUUCCUUCCGUGAUUGGCGCUGUUGUGUAUCGCGGUCUUUACUUUGGCAUGUAUGACUCUUUCAAACCACUUGUUCUGAUGGGAGCUCUAGAAAACAACUUUCUGGCCUCUUUCUGCCUAGGCUAUCUUGUCACCACGGCGGCGGGUAUCGCUGCCUACCCUCUCGACACAAUUAGGCGGCGAAUGAUGAUGACCUCAGGAGAAGCAGUCAAGUAUAAAAGCUCGUUCCAUGCAGCCAAGCAAAUUGUUGCAAGUAAUGGCGUACGUGCUCUCUUCAAUGGUGCGGGAGCUAAUGUUCUACGCGGUGUCGCUGGCGCUGGCGCGUUGUCGAUCUAUGAGCAACUACAAUUGAUUCUUUUCGGGAAAACAUUCAAGGGAGAAUAG